GGCACCCACAUGAAAUUUCAGGCAACCGCUGCCGCGCCGGCAAGAGCCGCGACCGAACGCGCCCCCGUCUCCUCGCGGGCUUCCCUCCCCUUCUUCCCCGUCCGGCCCGCCCCAGGCGACGCGACGCCCCGCGAAUCCAGCACUUCCCCUGUCUCCUCGCUGCGCUACUUCAAAUACGCGCCCCGCUCGCCAGAUCACGAUCCCGCGUGCUCUGAGCGGCGGGUGUGCAUCGGGUUGAUUCGGGCGCUGGCGGGCGUGGAUGGGCGGGCCGACCGCGAGCUGCCGGCGGAGGUGGGCGCGGCGGUCGUGCCGGACGGGAGGAGGAGGCGGGGUCGUGAGGCGGACGGUGGCGGCGCCGGCUCCGGCGCUGACGAGCGGGGCGAGCACGGCCCCGCGGCGAACGGAAGGGUUUGCUCAUGUGGACAAGCAACGACGUGUUCAUAGGGUAUUAUCAGAUUUCAGAUGUUGCACUGGAUCCACAACACAAGAAGAUGAUCUUUCGUGGGAUGUUGGGGAAUAUAAGCAUAAGAGCUCCCACAGAAGUUCUAUAAGAUGUCUCCCUGAUGCACAGAGGAAUGUUACAGAAAACAGCCACUUGCAGCCUUCAGUGAUUGCAGAAUUAAAUGGUUGUGAUUGGGCAAGUGGAUUUCUUGCGGAUUCUCAGAAAACUUCUAUUUCAUGGCCAAGAGAGAAUAAAAUCUCCACCAAGAAUGAAUUGUGUCAUGCAAGCAGCACUGUUCCAGGCUUGCCCAUUCGGCCUAAAUAUCAUCUCAACAAUCCAAACAACAAUGUGAAGAAUCCUCCAACUGUAAAGAGUUGUAGUAAUAUGAAUAACUUCAGUUAUCAACUGGUCAAAAGAGGUGAAAGAUCAGCUUCUACGAAGAUGGGUUCAACGAGUGCAAAUUGUUCCCUUUCUGAGAAAAUGUCAUUGCUACGUCAACCACGGAAUGGUGGCAAUCAUCAGAACCAAAACCGUAUCAGUGCUUUGAAUCGAAGAUGUAAAAUUGUGAAUUCCGUAGGAGCAAUCAACCAGCUAAGUAUAGAGAAGGUUCAUGACCAGCCUGGUUCCUCACUGGGAAAACAUUCACAGGCUUUGUUCAAUAAUGCAUUAGUUCGACAAAAUCAACUGUGCCGUUCAGAACAACUCAAUCAGAAAGCACCUGAACAAUCAUGGAGCUCUACAUACAGUGAAUCUGAGAAGGUUGGAUGCUUUUCCUCUGCCGACAGCAUUAAUGAUUUACAUGUAUCGUCUUCAAGUGACACUAGUGAUAACUCCAAUUUAUCAUCUCUGGGUGUAGUAGCUAAUGAUCAAUGGAUGACUUUCAAGAAGGUAUAUUGCCCUCUUGUUGCACACCUAGAGUCUAUGUCUGUCAUUUACCGCAAAGAGAUAGGUCAGGCUAGCCCAAUAUCUGUUCUUGAACCUCCAUCGGAAGAUUGCUCGGAUUCUGAAAAUGUCAAGCGAGAGCCAGCAGAUCCGAAUGAUCUGCAACUGAGACUUGAGCGUGUAAAAUUUCCACCCAUGGAGACUGUUGCAGAGGCAAGUAGCAUUGGUGGAACUGGUGACUUGAACUUAUCCUCUGAAAUGGAGUCAAAUAAUGAUGAACCCAUACAACUGGUUGAAGAUAUUCUUGAAGAAUUUGAAGAUGAAGAGGAAAGGGAGUUUUCUUACUUGCUGGAUAUACUAAUUGCUUCUGGCAUUCACGGCACUGCAGAGGAUCAACUGUUCAAAGUGUGCCAGUCCCUCGACUGUCCUGCAGGUUAUGAUGUAUUUGAGAACCUUGAAAAGAAGUACAUCAAAAUUGUUCAAUGGCCAAGAUCAGACAGGAAGCUUUUAUUCGAUAUGGUGAACACUAUAUUGUCACAAAUCCUUGCUCCAUGCUUGAACAUGCAGCCUUGGGUAAAUACUGCUAGGAACUUGGCUCCAAUAUGGGGUUCAGAGGGUCUAUUGGAAAGAGUCUUGCAGGUGUUAGCUCAGAGGCGGGAAGUACUUGCACUGAGCAAGAUGCCUGAGAAGAAAGUAUUUGAUCAAAAGUGGCCAGAUUUAUCAGAUUGCAUCGACAGGGCAGGAAGGGACAUCGAGAAAAUGAUAAAAGAUGAUCUUUUGGAAGAGCUGCUUCUGGAACUGAUGUCCAGUUAGGUAUCUACGGUCCUAGUAGGUUUUACAUUGUUGCAGUGCAGGUCCCUUGUUUUGUGUUGGUAGGUUUUUGUAGUCAGUUUUAAUUGUUUCUUUGGUCCUUAAAAUCAGUGUUCAUUUUUAAAGCGGUGGUUGACGAGUUUUUUGGUCUAGUCACUGUGCUUCUAGUGGUAAUAGGAAAAUUAGGAAUUCUAUUGGAUUAGGUGUGUAUGUAGUAAAAUUCUUUGUAACCACGAAAAAGGACAUGUUUUGCGGAAUUUGUAAGACUGGGAGACUUUUCCUUGUAUCGAAUUUUGUCAGCUGUGAGUUUAAUUCUGUAAAUGAGGGGAAAUUAUAGUCACAUACAUUUGU
Molecule: messenger RNA, 2485 nt
Organism: Phragmites australis (common reed)
Lineage: Eukaryota; Viridiplantae; Streptophyta; Magnoliopsida; Poales; Poaceae
Exons: 5
Coding region: 260-2137 (625 amino acids)
Source: RefSeq, a predicted model, not a curated record